GCUCGGCUGCGCUCCCGAACGCGGAAACGAGGAGGCGGUGUGGAAGCGCUGACAGGGCUGGGCGUGCUCUGCCGCGCCAUGGCGGCACUCGGCGCCUACCGCUGCAUCGAGUGCAAUGGGGAGGCGACGGAGCUGUACCGGGACUACCAGCGUGGGGUGCUCCGUAUCUCCAUCUGCAAAUCCUGCCAGAAACCUGUGGAUAAAUACAUAGAGUACGAUCCUGUUAUCAUCUUGAUUAAUGCCGUUUUAUGCAAAGCACAAGCAUACAGGCACAUUCUUUUCAAUACAAAGAUAAAUAUUCAUGGGAAGCUCUGUGUAUUUUGUUUGCUCUGUGAAGCUUAUAUCAGGUGGUUGCAACUACAGGAUUCAAGCCAAAAUACAGAUCCUGAUGACUUAAUCAGAUAUGCCAAAGAAUGGGAUUUUUAUAGAAUGUUUGGCAUAGCUUCUUUAGAACAAACUUCUUUUUUCAUUGGCAUUUUUAUUACCUUGUGGUGGAUGACACCUGAGAUGCUGAAAAGAAAGUCUGACUUCAUUUUACUUCUCAAAGCACUGCUGUUGUCCACCUAUGGAAAGCUUCUGCUAAUUCCAGCUGUUAUUUGGGAGCACGACUACACACCUUUGUGCCUUGCAUUUAUAAAAGUGUUUGUCUUGAUAUCAAACUCUCAGGCAAUUAGAGUUACAUUGAACUUGAACCGAAUACUCCCUUGGUUUGCCAUCUUCUUUGGAUUAAUUUUGGAAAAUGGUGUGGUCUGCUUGUUCCAGAAAAUGGGAUGGGAUGUUUGAAAUGUCAGCCCAGUGAAGAAAUACCAACAACAUGAUGAUAAUUUUCUAAGAAUGAUCUCUGCCAGCAGGCUCCAAAAACACUGUUUUCAUAGGGAUAAAGAAGCAUUGCAGAAGAAAGCUCCAGCAGUUGACAGACACCCAUCCUGAGAUUUAAUGCAAACCGGCAAUUCUAAUACACAGUUUUAAGAAUUAUCUCUAACUGUUGAAACACUGGUGGCAGACUAAGAUUUCAGCACACUACACUGUCCUUCUAAAUCCACAGAAGGACCUUUCAAAAGAGCUUCUUGUCCUCAAGCACCUUUUUAGCCUGAGAAAAACAGUCUUGAACUGGGCAGAUUUUCAGCAAUAUCAUAUUUUACAUGCUUCACUGAGUUAUUAAGAGUUGGAAGACACCUCUGGAGAUCAUCCAGUCCAACCCUCCUGCCAAAGCAGGGUCACCUCGAGCAGGUGACACAUGAGUGCAUCCGGGUGGGUCUUGAAAGUCUCCAGACAAGACUCCACAAGCUCCCUGGAUAGCCUGUUCCAGUGCUGCUACGCUGAAUCUAAAGUGGAACUCCUUGCGUUUCAUGGCCAUUGCUCUUCAUGCUGUUGCUGGGCACCACCGGAAAGAGUCUGGCACCACCCUCUUGAGACUCACCUUACAGAUAUUUCUAUCUAUUAAUGAGAUUCCCUCUCAGUCUUCCUUUCUCUAGACUAAACAGGCCCAUCUCCUGUAGUCUCUCUCAUAAGAAAGAUGCUCCAGACCCCAAAUUAUCUUUGUGGCCCUCCGCUGGACUCUCUCCAGCAGCUCUUUGUCUUUCUUGUACUGAUUCUACAGAAUCCCCAGCGCGCAAGGCUUAGGCUAUUAUUAGUCAUUACAGCUGCAGCUUGCACCAGCCAAGCACCAACACCCAAUUCGUGUUUAAUCAAAAGGUGCGCCAGGUCGUCCGGAAGAAUUUCACUAUAAUAACGCCGCGCUACAGAAUCCAAACAGAAUCCUGGAGAAAACUACGGCGAAUCGCUGCCACUCAGGCUGCACGGAGCAGUGCCGACCCCGGGGGUAUUUUUAAGGCCAGCCUUUCAGCGUGGGUGCCGGGUCCC
Molecule: messenger RNA, 1863 nt
Organism: Catharus ustulatus (Swainson's thrush)
Lineage: Eukaryota; Metazoa; Chordata; Aves; Passeriformes; Turdidae
Gene: ARV1
Product: ARV1 homolog, fatty acid homeostasis modulator
Exons: 6
Coding region: 79-783 (234 amino acids)
Biological process (GO): sterol metabolic process; regulation of plasma membrane sterol distribution; intracellular sterol transport
Cellular component (GO): Golgi apparatus; cortical endoplasmic reticulum
Source: RefSeq, a predicted model, not a curated record